AGAAAGCUUAAGCUAUAUAGACACAUUUGAAUCCAGAGAACACCUUUCAAGGUUCCCUCUCAAAAAAAAAAACACAUUUGAAUCCAGAGACCAUCUGCAGACGUCCAUGGAAACACAGCAACAAGAAGCGUCAUCAGGCAUGUGGUCAUGUGGAGGCAUGCGGCACAAAUCUCCAGAUCUGCACGAAGCACGCCACCAAACUGCACAAGACAGUACCACACUUUUGCAUCAUUGCCAACCCCAACCAACCUUCCUCUGGUCCUUGCCUCCUUGGCUGGCUCCUUGCCAUGCCUUGCACUUGCACAGCACCAACCUGCCCCUCUGGCCCUCUCUGUCUCUCUCUCUUCUCUCCCUCUGGGCCAGAUGAUUCUGGUGCAAAGCCUGCACUGACGAACCAGCAUCAAUGACCAUGUUUCACCUUAGCUUUCCUUCCGGGGCCCUUUAAAGAUUCCCCAUCCUCUCCACUGAUACAGUUUGAUCAUGCAAAAACUCCCCACUCAAUUAUUACCUGUCGCUCUUUCUUUUCCAAAGAGGACCACUGGACUGCUGUAUCACUGACUUUUAGUGUAUAUGGACCCUCCUCUCUCUGAGUCAUAACAACAUGCCACCUUUCCAUCACACCACUAGUGCUCUUGAACCACUUUGGUGGUCUAAUCCGGUGCCCUGAGCUGAGCUAGUCACUUGUUCUUGAGCAGUUGAGCUGCACAGAGUAACCUUUUUGCACAAGCUGCAGUUCUUGGCAUUGCAUUGCCUCGCAUGCCAUGUGACUAUGUGAGUAGCUGACCAGAGCUCACUCCAAGCUGCACACCAGCAUCAACCUAGCCCGCUAGAUCUCCCAAUGGAGCAGUCCUGCUACUUCCCUCUGCGGUGGGAGAGCACCGGCGACCAGUGGUGGUACGCUUCGCCGAUCGACUGGGCGGCGGCCGACGGCCACUACGACAUCGUCCGGCAGCUGCUGCACCUCGACCCCAACCUGCUCAUCAAGCUCACCUCCCUCCGCCGGAUCCGACGGCUCGAGGCGCUGUGGGACGACGACGCCCGCUUCGCCGACGCGGCGCGGCACCGCGCGUCCGUCGCCCGGAGCCUGCUGCUUGAGUGUGAGUGCAGGAACCACCACCCUGGCGGCCGUGGUGGCGAGAACACGCUGCUCCGGGCCGGGUACGGGGGGUGGGUACUGUACACGGCUGCGUCGGCGGGGGACAUGGCGUUCGUGCAGGAGCUGCUGAGCAGGGACCCACUUCUCGUCUUCGGCGAGGGCGAGUACGGCGUGACGGACAUGUUCUACGCGGCGGCAAGGGGCGGGAGCGCCGAGGUGUUCAGGCUGCUGCUCGACCACGCCAUGUCGCCGAGGUCCUCGACGAAUUGCCGGGACGGCGAAGGCGGGAAUGUCAGUGGCGGCGGUCGCGGGUCGAUUUUCCGGCUGGAGAUGAUGAGCAGGGCCGUCCACGCAGCGGCGAGAGGCGGGAGCAUGGAGAUGCUGAGGGAGCUCAUCGAGCGGCGCUCCGACGUAUCGGAGUAUCUCGACGUCCGUGGAUCCACCGUGCUGCAUGCUGCUGCUGGGAGAGGGCAGCUGCAGGUUGUCAAGUACCUUCUGGCCUCUUUCGACAUAAUAAAUUCCACUGAUAAUCACGGGAACACUGCACUGCAUGUAGCAGCCUAUCGAGGGAACCAGCCUGUUGUCGAAGCAUUGGUUGAGUCAUCUCCAUCAACCAUGUCAGCUGUCAAUAUUGCUGGUGAUACAUUUCUUCAUUCAGCGGUUGCAGGAUUUAGGACCCCAGGAUUCCGACGGCUUGAUCGCCAAUUGGAGUUGAUGAGAUACCUUAUUCGUGAAAGAACAGCAGACAUCCAAAAGAUCAUCAACUUAAAAAACGAUGCGGGCCUUACUGUUCUUCACAUGGCUGUGGUUGGCAGCGUGCAUCCAGACCUCGUCGAGCUCUUGAUGACCACCCCGUCAAUCGACCUUAAUGCGGAAGACACCAAUGGCAUGACCGCGCUAGCAUUGCUGAAGCAGCAACUUCGUUCAGCGACAUCAGACCGGCUCAUCAAGCAAAUAGUUUCUGCUGGAGGAGUGUUGAAUUCUAGUAUUUUGAGAACUCGGUCAGCCAUUGCUUCCCAGAUAAAGAUGCAGGGAGGAAUUGCAAGCAGUCCUGGUACCACUUUUAAAGUAUCAGAUGCAGAGGUAUUCUUGUUCUCGGGUAUCGGAGCAACAGAGUCUCGAAGGCCAAGCUCAUGCUCUAGCAAUGGCAAGGAUGACCCUACUCACGCAGACGCAAACGGUGCAGGUGACGAUAACCAUGGAUCGUCAGGGAAGAGGCUGAGCUCUGCAAGCCGAGCCAAGGACCGUCUCAAGAUGAUGCUGAGAUGGCCUCGCCACAAGGAGAAGAUGUCGAAGACGCCAAAGAAAUCAGAGGACAGCAGCCCGCUGGACUCCAUCAAGAAAUUGAACGAUCAUGGCAUCGAGACCCCGGCUCCGCUGAGGCAGAAAUUCACCAAGACGACGGCGCUCAACAACAAGCGGACUCUUGCGGUCAAGAGCUCUACUCCUACCUCCUCGGUGACCAAGAAGAAGCUCAACACGAAGCUCAUACACGGCAUCAUGGAGGCCAUGCCGCAGUUGGCACCGUCCGUGCAGUCUCGGUCUCCGACUAGCACCGUCCCGAGGUCCUCGAUGUCCUCCACUCCACCGCCGUUGGCGAAGCUGAAGGACAUCUGCCUGGAAGACGAGAUCUACAUGGUGACGCCGCCCUCCGGUAAGCUGAAGGACAUUGUCCUGGACAGCGACGCCACGGAGGACCCGUCGUGCUCCAACUCGUCCAUGGACGACUGCGGUGGCGCGGCGGAGAACGCAACCCGGAGGCACGGGUGCGGGAACGGGAGGCUGAUCAACAUCUGCUUCGGCGCGCAGGGCCUCACUGUGGAGGACUCGGUGAGUGGGCAGCAGACGAGCAAGAUGUUCAAGCAGCAGUGCCUUAGGGUGUCUUGAUCGACGGACGCCGCCCCUAGUGUUGUCUCUGGAAUGGUUUCUUGUGCGGCUUAACGACCCCAGCUUGCCUGUUGAACUCCAUGGUUAACUGGUGCGUGUGUGGUGUGCUGAUUGAAUUGUUACCUCUCGCGUGUGUGUAUCGUAGCUAGCUGUGCUCUGAUUUCUGGUUGUGCUGCCUAGCGUGACUAGCGGUGAUCUUGUGUAUUUGUGCUUGUGCUAAUAGAUGCUGUUGACGAAUUCACAGCUCGUGGUUUCCAA
Molecule: messenger RNA, 3241 nt
Organism: Phragmites australis (common reed)
Lineage: Eukaryota; Viridiplantae; Streptophyta; Magnoliopsida; Poales; Poaceae
Exons: 3
Coding region: 839-2983 (714 amino acids)
Cellular component (GO): plasma membrane
Molecular function (GO): protein phosphatase 1 binding; protein phosphatase regulator activity
Source: RefSeq, a predicted model, not a curated record